This is a messenger RNA of Pipra filicauda (Wire-tailed manakin), 1335 nucleotides long. RefSeq lists its product as uncharacterized. Gene Ontology annotation, molecular function: transcription factor binding. The record is from RefSeq and is a predicted model, not a curated record. NCBI's taxonomy places the organism in Eukaryota, Metazoa, Chordata, Aves, Passeriformes, Pipridae. Gene Ontology annotation, biological process: positive regulation of transcription by RNA polymerase II. The coding region runs from base 1 to 1209 and encodes 402 amino acids. The transcript is spliced from 14 exons.
AUGGACAGUCCUGCUUCGAGGACUCCGGUUACCAGGAGUCUGUUAAGUCAGUUGAUGGAUUCUCUGCUGGGCAUCAGAUGCAGAGCAUCUGUCUUCUCCAUCCUAGGUGGGAUCAGAAGGCGAUUUGCUGACGUUUGUGAGAAAAACUCUGGACUGAGUGUACAGUGUUUGUCUGCUUGCUUUUCCAGUGGUUUUAGAUCACGAAACGCCAUGAGCACAAGGCAGCCGAAGCGCUGUGGGGAACCAGUUGAUUCCAGACAAGCUCGGAAACGAAGAAGGCUGGUGGCUUCUAACACAGGUGGAGCCUCAGAAACAGAGCCAAUAGACCCCAGAGAAAGUGCUGUUGAAGAAGUCAUAGAUCUCACAGAUAGAUCUUCUGAGCCUGAAGUCAGUGACCUAACUAAUGAUAAUUCAGUUGUGCAGUGGCAGCAGAGCCAGCAAUACCCACGUUUUUUCAGAGCAGCAGAUAAUUCAGCAGUGCUACUGAUGAGUGACAAUGAAGAGGAACAAGGAGAUUACGAUGACAUAUGGCCAGCAGGCCCUGCAAGUUCUCUGUUUUGGGUGGAUGAGGACUCAGAGUAUCAGAGCCAGCAAUACCCACGUUUUCUCAGAGCAGCAGAUAAUUCAGCAGUGCUACUGAUGAGUGAUGACGAAGAGGAACUAAGAGACAAUAAUGGCACAUGGCCAGCAAGUCUAUUUAGUUCUCUGGUUUGGGUAGAUGAGGACUCAGAGCAGUGGCAGCAGAGCCAGCAAUACCCACGUUUUUUCAGAGCAGCAGAUAAUUCAGCAGUGCUACUGAUGAGUGACAAUGAAGAGGAACAAGGAAAUUAUGAUGACAUAUGGCCAGCAGGCCCUGCAAGUUCUCUGUUUUGGGUGGAUGAGGACUCAGAGCUUCUUGAAGAAUAUGAACAACAAAGGAGAAACGUUACACUAAGAAGCCAGCGACAGUCAGACAGCUCUGUACUGGGUAGUAAUGAUGAAGAUGAAGCGAUAGAUAAUGAUGUGGCAUGGCCAGAGGGUACCAUUAGGUGUCCGAUUUGCAUGGAUUUUUACUCAGAGAUUCUGCAAAGUGAACGACUGUUUUUGUCAACCCAGUGUGGCCAUGUCUUCUGCAGUCAGUGCCUCCCUGUUGCCCUUGAGACUGCCAACACGUGUCCAAUCUGCAGGACAGAACUCACUCAUGAACAGUAUCAUUCCAUUUAUAUAUGAGCACUUCAGGACAGACUCAGAUGGAUCUUGGGGGAUAGGCCAUGUAAAGACCUUUUCCUUCAUGUAUAUAGUUAUUCUUGUAUAUAGUUCCAUUUUUCCUGAAUUUAAUUAUAAAUAAAGUAUUGA